This is a messenger RNA of Megalobrama amblycephala (Wuchang bream), 4880 nucleotides long. RefSeq names its product kinesin family member 16Bb (gene kif16bb). The record is from RefSeq and is a predicted model, not a curated record. Gene Ontology annotation, biological process: microtubule-based movement. The coding region runs from base 266 to 4192 and encodes 1308 amino acids. Lineage: Eukaryota; Metazoa; Chordata; Actinopteri; Cypriniformes; Xenocyprididae. The transcript is spliced from 19 exons. Gene Ontology annotation, molecular function: microtubule motor activity; ATP binding; microtubule binding.
AUAUUCAUGAGAUAUACCUUCACAAUGGACUUGUUAGUUUGCCAGCAACCAACCUAUUUCGCUUUGAAUUUAUUUUCUUAUCUUUGGUAGACACCUGUUGAAGUGGUGAGAAAUGAGUUAGUAAACCUAUUUCGGAACUGUCGAGCUCUACAGUAGGUGCUUUACUGCCUGCGCUUACAGUACAGGUGUUAAUGGAAGCGCAUACAUUACAGUUAUGAUAUAUAAUACAAGUGAAGCAGGUGAAGUGUCCUGUCACCGAUGACCCAUGGCGUCUGUGCGCGUGGCGGUACGGGUCCGUCCGUUGAGCCAAAGGGAGAAGGACCUUUCAGCCAAAGUCAUAAUACAAGUGGAUGGACAUAAAACCUCUGUCCUUAACACAAAGGAGACUGGAGAACCCUUUGGAGAGACAGUGAAGUCUUUCUCAUAUGAUUUCUCUUAUGAUUCACUGAACAGCACAAGUCCAAACUUUGUGACACAGGAAAAGAUAUUCAAAGAUCUCGGCACGGAUGUCCUGCAAGCUGCUUUUGAGGGUUACAAUGCAUGCAUCUUUGCUUACGGCCAGACAGGCUCAGGAAAGUCCUACACCAUGAUGGGCAACCCUGGUGAUUAUGGACUGAUUCCACGGAUCUGUGAGGGGCUGUUCCACCACAUCAGUGGAGUGUUACAAAGAGAUAAGGCAUCAUUUCACAUGGAGGUCAGCUACUUUGAAAUCUACAACGAGCGAGUUCGAGACCUCCUUCCCAGCACAGAGACACAAGGCUGUGAGCUGAGAGUAAGAGAACAUCCUAAAGAUGGACCAUAUGUGGAGGCCCUCUCCAGACACCAUGUGCAGAGCUAUACUGAGGUUGGCCAGCUAAUGCAUGAGGGCAACAGGAGGCGUGCCACUGCCAGCACAGGCAUGAACCAUGUCAGCAGCCGAUCCCACGCCAUCUUCACCAUUCGCUUCAUCAAGGCCAUGUUUGAUGCAGAGUUACCCAGCGAGACGGUGAGUAAGGUACACCUGGUUGACCUGGCAGGAAGUGAAAGAGCUGGUGCCACGCAGGCUACUGGCAUUAGGUUGAAGGAGGGUGCCAACAUCAAUAGAUCUCUGGUUACUCUGGGCAUUGUCAUCUCCGCUUUAGCUGAUUUGUCCAUUGGUGGUGGAAUAAAAAGGAAGCAAAACUUUGUUCCAUAUCGAGACUCUGUGCUUACCUGGCUCCUAAAGGACAGUCUUGGUGGGAACUCCAAAACCAUCAUGAUAGCCACCAUCUCACCUGCUGAUGUGAACUACAGUGAAACUCUGAACACACUUCGUUAUGCCAGCCGGGCCAAGAACAUAUUAAACAAGCCCACUGUGAAUGAGGACAGCAAUGUAAAGAUAAUCAGAGAGCUGCGAGCUGAGAUUGCCCGCCUGAAAGCCCUGCUGUCUGCGGGAAAUCAGAUGGUGUCGUUUGAGCAGCCUUCGGGGUCGAGUGUGGAGGAGAGGCUUCAUCAGGAUGAAGCCAGAGUUCAGGAGCUGACAAAACAGUGGGCUAGUCGUUGGAAAGAAAUCCAUAAUAUUCUUAGGGAAGAUACAGUAGCUCUCAGAAAAGAGGGUAUUGGUGUAGUUCUUGAUUCCCAAAUGCCCUAUUUAAUCUGCAUUGAUGAAGAUCUACUCAGCACAGGGGUUGUUCUCUAUCAUUUAAAGGAAGGUAGAACUUCAGUUGGGACUGGAGGAACCGAGCCAGAGCAGGAUAUAGUUCUCCAUGGUGAAGCUCUUCAGAGGGAACACUGUGUUUUUGAGAACCAGAGAGGAGCCGUCACACUCGUGCCGCUACCAGGAGCCAGGUGUGCAAUCAAUGGGGUGGAGGUGACCCAGCCAUACCUUCUUACCCAGGGAGUGAACAUACAACUUGGAAAGGCCACCAUGUUCCAUUUCAACCACCCUCAAGAAGCAGCCCAACUUCGAGAGAAACGCAAGUCUGGGCUCUUCGUGUCGAGUAGCUCCACUGCGUUCUCUGUGGACUCUUUCAGUCAUUUCAGUUCCAGAAAGGUUUCGGACCAACCUGAAGGUGACAUAAAAGACUGUUGUUUCUCAGGAGAGAGUCACAGGAUAUUUUCCACAUCUCUUGCUCAUACAGACUUCCUCUUUCCUCAAAACAAAACAGACAGUAGUUUCAGUGGACCUUCAGAGUCUCAGCACGUUCCUGAGACACCCAGGGAACUUACAGAACACUGUGCCACUAACAACCCUACAGGAGAUGCCAGAAGUCUGGGAAAGUCGCUUCAGACAAGUCUCAACAUCCAGUGGGAGAAGCAGAAGUCAGCCCCUCAUAAAUCAGAAACUGAAGCUUUGUCAGUGGAUGUGACAGAUAGGGAAACUGAGGGGGAGGAAACAGGGGUGAAUGGAGGGCUCUGGGAUACUAGAAUACUUCAGGAGUGCUGUAACAGGACCUCUGGGCACCUGGAUGUCGAGCAGCAGUAUCUCUGGCACCCGGUCGUGGGCUCAGAAGGGAGCUUGUUAGCUGAGGAAUCCCAUAUACAGAGCAGGCACACCGCCACGGGAGGAGGAGCAGCCUUUGUACCCAGCUUGACUCGCUUGGAGCACUUUUCACAGAGGCAUAGCCCACUUACCAUGGGGGGCCAAUUUGGUGAGCACAUUUUAUCCAGAACAUCUGUUGAGAGUCAAGAAGUCAAAGCCCAUCCAGAAGGAAGUGGGCUCAGCUCUAGCCUGGGGAGCCUUGCAGGUAGAGUGUCCUGGAUGCUGGCAGACGCAACGCGUGUGCUUACAAACUCUUUGAAAGAACAAACUGGUGGUAGAGAAAGCAGUUGGUACAAUCAAAUGUGCUCACUGGUAAAGGAUCUACCCUUUGUACACCAUAUCCAGUUUGAAUUGACUCUAAGACCAGAGGAAAAACCAACUCUGGAGGCAACCCAGUUUCGCCGCAAACUGUCCCAUAGUGAGUUUUUGUCAGUAAGUAAACAAAGUGUAGCAUUGCCUUCCAUGCAAGAUCUGUCAAGAUCCAGAACAGAUGAAUGGAAGAGCCCUUUGAUGGCUUUGGAGGCAACUCAGACAAGGGAUUCGGUGACUACCCAUAUAAGUGAGGGACUUAAGGUAUGUUGCCAAAGACUACACCCUGUACCUGAAUCCUUGCUCCAUCUCCAGAACCUUCCACCUCAGCAGCUUCUCUCCUGCCUGCACAAUGUGAUCCCUGCCCACUUGCUAAUGGAAGAGCGGGUGUUAGCUUUAUACUGGCUCAGUGUCGCCACCUGUUCUCAACCAGAUCCGCAGCCUGCAGUUAUUGUCCUUUUCCAGACUAAGCUUUUGGUGGUCACCUUUGAUCCUUUGACUGAUUCUUCCAGCCCCACACACUCUUUAAAUGUUUUCUAUGAAUUAUCCUUUCAGGAACUGCAGGAGAUCCACAUAGGUUUUGCUGGGCAGACUGUCAGACUGACAGGCAACACAGAGAACAGCAUACUUACCUUGCACACUUGCAAUGCAGCCUUAAGUCAAGAACUGUCUCGAACUUUACUUGAGGCUAUUUACCCUUUCGAGAGGGGUGCACUGGACCAUCCAUUACUGUCAAAAGACAUAGUAUCUUUGUCCUUAGACUGGAACUCCCGUAUUAAAGAUUUGCUUCUACCCUCUGGUGGGCGACUUACAUGCUCUUUCCAAAAAACCCUGGCUAAGUUGGUCUUCCUGUUACAUGGUAACAUGCAAGGUGAACGUCCGGCACUUGCACAUGUGCAACUACUUCUUUACACGACUGUCAGAUUUCAGCGAUCAAGUCUGGAGCUGCACACUGACCCUAUUGUACCUGUUUCACAGGUGGUACCAAUAGACUCUGAGCUUGUCCAGCUUGUCCUGACUGACACGCACAUGUGCCUCUUGCGUGAGGAUGCAGUUUAUCACCCACCUCCACGUUCAGUAGCUAUAGUGGCACGCCAGGCCCAGUUCAGGCUAAUAGACAUGCGGCAGCGUUUGGCCGUCCGUUGCGUGCUGGUCAGAGACGGAUACGGCAGUAUGCGUCUGGAUGUGGUUUUUGCUCAUGUCUACCGGAAAUCUGGUGGUACUGGAAGUCACCCUCAACCUCCAGAGGUCUGCAGUGCUGAUGAGGCAGCUGCCCAAUCUCCUACCAACUCUGAUUCAUCUCCCCGGAAUGAAGUGUGGAAAUUAACUUUCAGCAGCUCCGCUGAGGCCACCUUCCUGAUUAAUAACUUGUCAAACAUUUGAUCAAGGACCUUCCAGCAAAAUAAUUAACAGCCCAGUGAGGAGAAUUCGACAGGAGACUACAAAAAAGGCUGAGUGCACGAAAACAAGACAUGAGUCGACGACGCUAGGAUUUGAGAAAUAAAGACAUUUUUGUAAUUGUUCUGUUAUUUUUGUACAUUUGCAUGAAGUUUUAUAUGACUAGCAUUGUGAUACAUUUUUCUGACAAAGGAAUGAGUAAAGGCCUCUUCACCAAGAACGAUAACUAUAAAGAUAACUAUAUUAGUGUCCAUACCAACGCUUUAAAUGCUUGAGCAUUCAUCAGCAGGGAAAAUCGUUGUGAAAGUGAUUACAAUGAUAUCGUUAUAGUUGUGGUGUGGACUCUGCUACUAUUUUAUUAUUUAGACCCAUUUCUUAAUGUUAUAGUUAUCAUCCUUGGUGUGAAUGGGCCUUAAUCAUUGAAAGUAGUGCCCAUGAUUUAGAUCAUAAAUUCAUUAGGCUGGUUGAGACCAUUGACAUAGUAGUAAUGGUGUUUAUUUGGCAAUAUUAUAUGGGCAGAUCAACAAUGAUUGUUGAUUCAGAGAUAGUAUCAGUACUCAACCUUAACUUUCAUGUUCAUUCUAUUUGAUGCCAAUUAUAGAAUUAAAAGUACACGAUUGCUUCCAAUUAGCAUUUGACGUGUUUAUCCCUGUGCGUCACCGUUAUGCUUUUA